Paramuricea clavata is the source of this 390-nucleotide messenger RNA. The record is from the annotation of a GenBank genome assembly. NCBI's taxonomy places the organism in Eukaryota, Metazoa, Cnidaria, Anthozoa, Malacalcyonacea, Plexauridae.
AUGGGCUUAGACCAAAUUUCUGUCAGAAUUUUGAAAAUUUGUAUGAACGAGAUUGCAGACUCCCUAUUAGAGAACGAGAUUGCAGACUCCCUAUUAAAUCUACUGAUCAACAAAAGUAUAGAAACUUUCACCUUUCCUGAAUUGUGGAAGAUUGCACGUGUCAACCCAAUCAGCCUACAAAUCUGGGUUAAAAACAUCCGAGGAGAAUUAUCGACCGAUCUCAAUCCUUCGAAUUAUUUCCAAAAUAUGUUAAAGACACAUUCAUUUGAAUUUAAUGUCGUGGUUGCGACAACAUCAUCUUUUACUGAACGACCAGUCAGCAUUUAUAAAAAAUCAUUCUUGUGUGACCUAAAAAGCUCAAGAUGUUUGCGGACGACUCAACCUUACUAG